This is a messenger RNA of Balaenoptera ricei (Rice's whale), 634 nucleotides long. It is a transcript of the gene TCEAL8, whose product is annotated as transcription elongation factor A like 8. NCBI's taxonomy places the organism in Eukaryota, Metazoa, Chordata, Mammalia, Artiodactyla, Balaenopteridae. Bases 222 to 575 code for a protein of 117 amino acids. The transcript has 3 exons. The record is from RefSeq and is a predicted model, not a curated record.
UCACGUGACCAGGAGUCGACGUGUGCAGAAGUCCUUAUAGUCCAGGGCCUGUUUCCCUGUAGCAGCUCCCUAUUGCUGGAGGAGAAAAGUGCCCCGGAUCCUUUCAGGACUCUUGGUCUUUUGGGAGCGACCCAAAUCGAGUGAGGGAAGAGGGAGGAAAAUCCCCUGGAUCCCUGCAGGAUUAAUUUAUUCAGGAAGGAAAUAAGAGAAAAAUACUCAACAUGCAAAAGUCUUGUGAAGAAAAUGAAGGAAAAGCACAGAACAUGCCAAAGGCUGAGGAAGACCGCCCUAUGGAAGCUGUACCACAGGAGGCAGAAAGAAAUCCUCUACCUUCUGAAGAAGGUGUAAGCCAGGAAGCAGAAGGAAACCUUAGAGGAGGGCUGACUCAGCCUGGUCAGGGAUAUAAAGAGGACACUCCGGUUAGGCAUUUGGACCCAGAAGAAAUGAUAAGAGGAGUAGAUGAGUUGGAAAGGCUUAGGGAAGAGAUAAGAAGAGUAAGAAACAAGUUUGUGAUGAUGCAUUGGAAACAAAGACAUUCACGCAGCCGUCCUUAUCCUGUGUGCUUUAGGCCUUGAAUUCUUUUUUUUUUUCUGUCUGAUAUUAAAAUCUGGCCCCUGCUUUCUUUCUGUUAGCA